AAUUCACAACCUGCCAGCCAAGUCUUCUCGAAAUUUGUCUGAAAGUCUUAAUCUAUGCGAUGAGAAAACAGGGGAGGUUGAGCUUGACAUGGGUCUUUCUCUCUGUUUUUCUUCUUCUGGCUGCUGCCUGUAUUCUGUCUGAAACAGUAGUAGCUAAUGGUGGAGGAGGAGGAAUUGUGGAAGGGAAACUUAACGUUCAUCUGGUUCCUCAUUCGCACGACGACGUUGGGUGGUUGAAGACCAUUGAUCAGUACUAUGUGGGCGCAAAUAACACAAUUCAGAAUGCCAGCGUUCAGAAUGUGCUGGAUUCUGUCGUUGCUGCUCUGCUCAAGGAUCCCAGCAGGAAGUUUGUGUUCGCUGAAAUGGCCUUCUUCAAUCGUUGGUGGCGCGAGCAGACCAUGACGACACAAGACAUAGUGAGGAAACUAGUGAAAUCCGGGCAACUAGAAUUCGUAAAUGGUGGUUGGUGCAUGCACGAUGAAGCUGCAACGCAUUACAUAGACAUGAUUGAUCAAACAACCCUCGGGCAUCGGAUGAUCAAGGCCGAGUUCAACAGCACGCCUCGAGCCGGUUGGCAGAUCGAUCCUUUUGGUCACUCUGCGGUCCAGGCCUAUCUCCUUGGAGCGGAGGUUGGAUUGAUUCUGUACAUUUCGCGAGGAUCGAUUACCAAGAUAGAGUGAAGAGGAAAGGUGACAAGUCUCUGGAAGUCAUAUGGCGUGGCUCUAAUACCUUUGGUUCCUCGUCGCAGAUAUUUGCCAAUGCAUUCCCAGUCCAUUAUGCCCCACCUCAAGGUUUCCAUUUUGAAGUUGGUGAUGAAGACAUUCCUAUCCAGGAUGAUCCUCUUAUUUUCGACUAUAACGUCGAUCAACGUUAAGGACUUUGUGGAUGCAGCCAAAGCACAGGCCAAUGUGACAAGGACAAACCACAUAAUGUGGACAAUGGGAGAUGAUUUCCAGUACCAAUUUGCUGAGUCAUGGUUCAGGCAAAUGGACAAGUUCAUUAAAUAUGUCAACAAGGAUGGAGAAAUCAAUGCCUUGUACUCCACGCCAUCUAUCUACACCGAUGCGAAAAAUGCAGCAAAUGGGUCCUGGCCGCUGAAAACCGAUGAUUAUUUCCCAUAUGCUGAUGGAGACAAUGCCUAUUGGACUGGCUACUUUACCAGCCGCCCUGGAUUCAAGAGAUUUGUGCGGCAGCUCAGUGGAUACUACUUGGCUGCAAGACAAGUUGAGUUCUUGGCUGGGAAAAACAAAACUCUUCCCAACACUUCCAAGCUUGGAGAUGCUUUAGGGGUAGCUCAGCAUCAUGAUGCUGUGUCUGGCACUGCCAAACAACACACUACUAAUGACUAUGCCAAACGUCUGGCUAUCGGUGCCACUGAGGCAGAGGCCACUGUUAGUUCUGCAUUUUCAUGCUUAGUCAGUAACAAAAUCAAAGGUCAAUGUGGAGGCUCCCAAGAUACGACAUUCAGCCAGUGUCAAUUGUUGAAUAUCAGUUAUUGUCCAUCAACUGAAGCGGGAAGCUCGAAGCCACUAGUGGUUGUUGUAUAUAACCCCCUUGGAUGGAAUCGUACCGAUAUAAUUAGAAUUCCGGUCAAUGAUUCUUCCCUUGUUGUGACUGAUUCCUCUGGGAAAGCCAUUGAAUCACAAUUCGUACCCGUGGACAAAGUCACUAGCGAAUUGAGAAAUUUUUACCUCAAGGCAUACACAGGGCAGUCAUCCAACCAAAUUCCUCAGAACUGGCUUGUCUUCCAAGUAACCGUGCCUCCUCUUGGUUGGGCAACUUACUUCAUCUCCAAGGAACCCAAGACUGCAGAAAGGACACACAGUGACAAUAACUCUUUGAAGGACACUGCUGUUGAUGAAGUGGUUGAAAUUGGACCUGGAAAUCUCAAGAUGUUGUUUUCUUCAGCUUCCGGCCAGCUCACUCGGAUGUUUAACAAAGUAACAGGGGUGGAUACACCGAUACAGCAAAGCUAUCUUUGGUAUGCAUCAAGUACUGACAGCCAGCAAAGUUCCGGUGCCUACAUUUUCCGGCCCGACUCUAAUACACCUACCAUUGUUGCACAAUCAGUCCAUCUCGAUGUCUUUCGCGGACCACUAGUUCAUGAAGUUCACCAGCAAUUCAGUCCAUGGAUCUACCAGGUUACAAGACUUUACAAAGACAAACAACAUGCAGAAAUUGAAUACACUAUUGGCCCAAUCCCAACUGAUGACAACAUAGGAAAAGAAGUUAUCACAAAGAUGACAACAAACAUGGUGACAAAUAAAACAUCCUAUACCGACUCUAAUGGAAGAGACUUCCUGAAGAGGGUAUAUGAUCAGAGAAAUGACUGGAACCUGUCUGUCAACCAACCUAUUGCUGGAAACUAUUAUCCACUUAACCUGGGAACAUUCAUCACUGACUCGAAAUCCGAAUUGUCUGUCCUGGUUGAUCGUGCCACCGGGGGAGCCAGCAUCAACGAUGGUGAAAUAGAACUCAUGCUGCACAGGUCCCCGCCUCAUAAUUUGUUAUACAUGCGUUCCACACUAGCUAUUACUACUAGAGAUGGAAACUCACUGCUGCAUCACAUAUUUUUGUUGGAUUGAAGGCGAAUUCUACAAGAUGAUGGCAGAGGUGUUGGCGAGCCCCUCGACGAACAAGUCUGCGUUGGAGAAUCUUGCCAAGGACUGACUGUUCGUGGAAACUACUAUGUGAACAUCAACAAGUUAGGUGGUGGAGCAACCUGGCGAAGAACAACUGGGCAAGAGAUAUAUUCACCGCUGCUUCUAGCCUUCACGCACGAGGAUGAGAAGACAUGGAAAGCCUCUCAUUCGACGUCAGGAACUAUGAUGGAGACAGGAUAUAGCCUGCCACUCAAUGUUGCUUUGAUCACCCUAGAGGAGCUGGAUGAUCAAACUGUGCUGCUCCGCUUAGCUCAUCUUUAUGAGGUUGGAGAGGAUGCUGCAUAUUCGACAGUGGCCAAAGUUGAACUGAAGAAGAUGUUUACCGGGAAAGAGAUAAAGGAAGUGAAAGAAAUGAGUUUAUCAGCAAACCAGGAGAAGUCUGGAAUGAAGAGGUUGAGUUGGAAGGUUGAAGGAGACGGUGUGGAUGAAACGGCACCGGUUAGAGGUGGCGCCGUUGAUGCGUUAAUUCAGGUUGUCGAGCUUGGUCCCAUGGAAAUCCGUACUUUUGUAUUGACAUUUUCAUGAAAUAUUGAUUUUCAUCAUACCAAACCCUUGAGUUUGGUACAUGAAAUUUACAUAUUGAGCAUGGUUUAUUUCUCUCCUUUCUCUAUGAAAGAUAAUGAAAUAUAAUUUUCUCGUCUCCAAUCAAUUUUCUGUAAUUUCUCGAGUUACAAGUUGUCUCGAUACUAAACUUCCACAUUCUAUUGACAAUAAUCCUCAUCUAUCC
Molecule: messenger RNA, 3390 nt
Organism: Linum tenue
Lineage: Eukaryota; Viridiplantae; Streptophyta; Magnoliopsida; Malpighiales; Linaceae
Source: the annotation of a GenBank genome assembly